This is a messenger RNA of Caenorhabditis elegans, 300 nucleotides long. RefSeq names its product TDP43_N domain-containing protein (gene C55B6.4). The record is from RefSeq and is marked reviewed. Lineage: Eukaryota; Metazoa; Nematoda; Chromadorea; Rhabditida; Rhabditidae. The coding region runs from base 1 to 300 and encodes 99 amino acids. The transcript is spliced from 2 exons.
AUGUCAAAUCAAACUCCCUAUUCGAAGAAGAAAAAUAACGACAAGUCACCAUGGUUUGAAACAUUAGAAAUUUGUCUUCAACCAUCAACAAACUCUACAGUUUCAAACGUACUAUAUAGGCCGAUCACUGACCCUUCCGAUGAUAGAAUUUUUGUCGUAACUAACAAAAACGUGGAUGGCUAUGUGAAACCCCCUAAAAACUGGAAAUUCGAAGAAGAAAUACGAAAACACAAUGAGAAAGAUUCCAAGAAAUUACGAAAACUCACAACUGCCGAUUUGGAAGCUAUUGGAGUUGUAUGA